AUGGACGCCGCCGAGAAAGAGAAAAAUGUCCAUGUUGAGGAUUCCAGCAGCCGCCAGGGCGCCGCUCAACAUUAUGCAGAGGAUGGAAACGAUAGAAUGACAUUGACGGCUUUUCUUGCCAUUGUGGCUCUUGCUACACAGUUCAUCUCAUACAUCAACACUCUGCUCAUGCCGUCGACGAUUCUUAGCUACAUCAUCGCGGACCUGGACGCCAACCCCAACUAUCCCUGGAUCACGAUAAGCUGGAAUGUGUGUGCUUCUGUGCUGGUGACUGUUGGCGGCCGCAUGUCAGACAUCUUUGGCCGACGAUGGUUCCUGAUUAUAGCGUCAGUCAUUGCACUCUGCGGAGCAGUCGUUGGCGCAACCGGGAAGAGUGUCAAUCAGAUGAUUGGAAGCGGUGUGCUCUUCGGCCUUGGUGGAGGUAUCCAAGAAAUGUGCUACGCCGCCCUGCAAGAGAUUGUGCCGAUAAAACACCGCGUGCUCGCCAUCGGCUGUUUCGAAUUUGGUGCCGGCUGCAUCGCCCUCAUGAGUCCAUUGAUCGCCUACUCGUUGCUGGCUAAGACUGCGCUCGGCUGGCGAGCAGUCUACUGGUACAUAUUCUCCUUCGAAGCAUUCUCCCUCAUCAUGGUCGUCUGCUUCUACCAUCCACCAAACUUCCACACCAAGCAUUUACGAGACGGCAAGACGAGAUGGCAACUCCUACGACAGAUGGACUUCGUCGGCUUUGGACUUUUCUCUCUUGGAUGCAUUCUGUUCCUCAUCGGCAUCAACUGGGGCGGCAGGUCUUACGACUGGAACAGUGCUCCUGUUAUUGCCACGAUUGUCGUGGGAGCAUUGCUGCUGGUGGCUUUGGGCUUCUACGAGGCCUACGCUCCGCUGAAGUACCCUAUGCUUCCUGCAAAGUUCUUUCGGAAUGUCCGUGGGUUCACGGUGCUGUUGGUGGUUUGUUUCGUCGGUGGCAUGCUGUACUACUCGAUGAAUGUUUUAUGGCCAAGGCAGUCAGGCCUACUCUUCGUCCCAACCGGCAAGCCCAUCAUCGCUGGCGUAUACGCGAAUAUGGUAUCCUUUGGUACGAUCACCGCAGGCUUCAUUGUGUUGGCUUUCUGUUCGAAAGUUGGCCAUGAAAGGUGGCAACAGGUCGGAUUUAUGGUCGUCCAAACCGCACUCAUCGGGUCGUUAGCAAGCAUUGGCGUCAACGACAGGGUUCAGGCCAUUGCGACCAUUGUUGUUCUCGCUGCAACUAUUACACCACCGCAGCUUCUCUCCUUCGCGAUGAUAUCGAUGGGAAUCGAGAACCAGGUCGACAUCGGUCUGGCAAACGGACUCGCCAGCACAUUCCGUCUCAUGGGCGGCGCUGUGGCUACAGCGAUCUACAGCGCCAUCCUCGCGAACACUUUCGCAGAGAAGCUGCCAUCAAAACUGGAUCCUGUGAUCGCAGAAUACAACGUGGCAGACUCAGCCAUACCACUGCUGAUCCAAGCCGCGACGGUCAACACAGCUGACGCUUAUGCUGCGGUGCCGGACAUCACGGACCGACUGACUGCUGCUGCUGGACAGGCCGUGCAGUAUGCGUACGUCGAUGCGUUCAAGCUGGUAUACCUGGUGGCGCUGGCUUUCGGCGGGCUUGCAAUCAUCGCUGCUUCCUUUACGAAGACGAUUCCGAAGGAGCAGAAGACGAUGCAGAGAGCAAUCCAUAUGGAGAACGAGAGCGGCGGUGCUCGAGCUGCCGAGAGUGGAACCAAGGGUACAGAUUAG
Messenger RNA from Saxophila tyrrhenica, 1755 nucleotides. RefSeq lists its product as uncharacterized. The transcript has 8 exons. The record is from RefSeq and is a predicted model, not a curated record. Lineage: Eukaryota; Fungi; Ascomycota; Dothideomycetes; Mycosphaerellales; Extremaceae. Gene Ontology annotation, cellular component: plasma membrane. Gene Ontology annotation, molecular function: transmembrane transporter activity. Gene Ontology annotation, biological process: transmembrane transport. The coding region runs from base 1 to 1755 and encodes 584 amino acids.